CGAGGCUCGUGGUCUGCUCUUGCGCUAAACAAGACACCAGUCAGUAUACUUGCAGACCAGUCAAACCGGUGUUCAGUGCUGCUAGCGCUAGACAUACAUGCAUAUAGACCUGGAGCAUCUCUCGUCGUCGAAGGAGCUGUUGGUCGAGCGAUAUACAAGCACUGGCUAGAGACCAUGGUGUUACUUCGAUGGGAGCCCCUCCCCGGAAGGAGCUCGAUAAUUAUGAUGGAUCACUGCUCGACCCAUGCUCAGAUCAUGUAUAUCACUAAACUGGGCCGCCAAUUCGGUGUAUAUCUGCUAUGCCGGUGCUCAUAUUCACCGCACCUUGACCCUAUCAAACAGAGGGUCCGCCAGUUGAAGCAAUGGCUGCGU
Aureobasidium melanogenum CBS 110374 is the source of this 372-nucleotide messenger RNA. RefSeq lists its product as uncharacterized. Lineage: Eukaryota; Fungi; Ascomycota; Dothideomycetes; Dothideales; Saccotheciaceae. The record is from RefSeq and is a predicted model, not a curated record. Gene Ontology annotation, molecular function: nucleic acid binding. The annotation marks the transcript as partial. The transcript is spliced from 2 exons.